Mangifera indica (mango) is the source of this 2503-nucleotide messenger RNA. Its product is annotated as pentatricopeptide repeat-containing protein At4g33170-like. Gene Ontology annotation, biological process: RNA modification. NCBI's taxonomy places the organism in Eukaryota, Viridiplantae, Streptophyta, Magnoliopsida, Sapindales, Anacardiaceae. The record is from RefSeq and is a predicted model, not a curated record. Bases 73 to 2151 code for a protein of 692 amino acids. Gene Ontology annotation, molecular function: RNA binding; protein binding; zinc ion binding. The transcript has a single exon.
GCCACAGAGAACUAGCUCCAAUCCGCGGAUAAGUUGUCAAUUAUUUUGAAUCUUUUCUUUGGUUAACUUCCCAUGAUAAUUCAAACUCUUUGUAGUAUCAGCAAGCACAGGCUAAAAGACUCUGCAACCUUGGCUCAGAUAAUCCAAACCUACGCUAAAACCAAUCAAUUAGCCAAAGCAAAACAGCUUCAUUCUCACUUAAUCGCUUCAGGCUAUCCAAUAUGCACAUUUUUAAUCAAUCAUCUCAUCAACAUGUACUCCAAAUGUGGAGAAUUAGAUUAUGCCGUGAAAUUGUUUGACAAAAUGCCUCUAAGAAACCUUGUUUCUUGGACCGCAAUGAUCACAGGAUUUUCUCAAAAUUACAACUUUACAAAAGCUAUGGAAACAUUUUGUGAAAUGAGAAUUGCCCAAGAAAGCCCGACCCAGUUUGCAUUUUCCAGUGUUAUUCAAGCCUGCGUGCCUCCUGGAUUCAUUGAGUUUGGGAGACAGGUGCAUUGCCUUGCUUUGAAAUGCGGGUUUGGGGGUGAAUUAUUUGUUGGUAGUAAUUUGGCGGAUAUGUAUUCCAAGUUUGGUGUGAUUGGAGAUGCUUGUAAGAUUUUUGAGGAUAUGGAAUUUAAAGAUGAAGUAUCAUGGACAGCUAUGAUUGAUGGGUAUGCCAAGAACGGUGAUUUCGAGGGUGCCUUAUUGGCUUAUAAAAGGUUGGUUAAUGAGGGAAUUGUGACGGAUCACUAUGUUCUUUGCAGUACUUUAAGUGCUUGUGGAGCACUUAAGUUUUGUAAUUCUGGAAUGUGUCUUCAUUCAGUAGUUGUUAAAUUGGGAUAUGAAUUGCAUAUUUCAGUAGGAAACGCCCUUGUUGAUAUGUACUCGAAAGUGGGAGAUAUGGGAAGUGCUCAGAAUGUGGUUGAUUCUAAGUUAAGGAACAUCGUGUCUUAUAGUUCUUUGAUUGAUGGGUAUGUUAAAUUGGAUCAAAUGGAAAAGGCUUUGAGUGCUUUUGUUGAGCUGCACAGGCAAGGGAUUGAACCUAAUGAGUUUACUUUUUCUAGCCUAAUCAAGGCUUGUGCUAACAGUACUGUAAUUGAGCAAGGGACCCAACUUCAUGCUCAAGUGAUUAAAUUUAAUGUUGAGAGGAACCCUUUCGUUUCUUCAGUUCUUGUAGAUAUGUAUGGAAAAUGUGGAUUGCUUGAUGAUUCAAUUCAAGUUUUUAGUGAGAUUGAAAGUCCCAAUGACAUUGCAUGGAAUUCAAUUAUAAAUGUGUUUGGUCAGCACGGUUUAGGAAAAGAUGCCUUGGAAAGUCUUGACAAGAUGAUACAUGAAGGAGUGAAACCAAAUGCAGUAACAUUUGUUAGUCUUUUAACGGGCUGUAGCCAUGCUGGAUUAAUUGAUGAAGGCUUAAAGAUCUUUCAUUCUAUGGAGAAAACUUAUGGGGUAGUGCCUAGAGAAGAACAUUACUCUUGUGUUAUCGAUUUACUUGGUCGGUCUGGAAGGCUCAAAGAAGCUGAAGAAUUUAUUAAUAACAUGCCAUUUGAGCCAAAUUCUUUUGGAUGGUGUUCUUUUCUUGCGGCCUGCAGGAUUCAUGGUGAUAAGGAGAGGGGUGAAGUUGCUGCAGAAAAGCUGAUGCUGCUCGAACCUGAAAACAGCAGGGUGGCUCAUGUUUUGCUUUCAAAUAUUUAUGCAAAAGAAAAGCAGUGGGAAGAUGUGAGGAAUCUGAGGAAGAUGAUGAAAGAUGGCAGUGUUAAAAAAUUGCCUGGUUAUAGUUGGGUUGAUGUUGGAAACAAAACGCAUAUAUUUAUAGCUGAAGAUUGGUCUCAUCCCCAAAAGAAAGAAAUUUAUAAGAAGCUUGACUGUCUCUUAGAUCAGAUAAAAGAAGCUGGGUAUAUUCCUUGCACGCAAUCGAUUCAGCAGGAUACAGAUGACAGAACGAAGGAAAAGCUUCUUCAUCAUCACAGUGAAAGAAUAGCUAUUGCAUUUGCUCUAAUAAGCAUGCCAAUUGGGAAGCCAAUAAUUGUGAAAAAAAAUUUAAGGGUGUGCUCAGAUUGCCACUCUGCAAUCAAGUACAUCUCUAAGGUGACUGGAAGAAAAAUUAUUGUCAGGGAUAACAGUAGGUUUCACCAUUUUGCUGCUGGAUUGUGUUCCUGUGGAGAUUAUUGGUGAUGGCUUAAUGGGUUAUUUGAAGUUGAGAUAUUUACCAGUCCAAAGAACUAAUUCAACGUCAGAAAUACUUUGAUUUCUUUUUCAUACGUUGCCUGGCUUCAACACAAACUAUAGCCAUCAUGUAGAAUAUCACCAACACAAGCGCGUUCUGAGUUCUAAUUGCAACAGCAUUUUGCACUUGGAUGUAUCAAUAAUAUAAAUGGAGUUCAUCCACUCUUUGCCAUGUCUAAGAAGUCAGCAUAAAAAAUAUGCAUGUACAAUAUGCAUUAUCCAAUGGGAUAUUCUUCAUUUAUGAAAAACUUUUGAAGUGAAUAAUGUAAAGGUUAAUAAUCUAUAUUUAUUUUUUGAGGUA